Molecule: messenger RNA, 983 nt
Organism: Myzus persicae (green peach aphid)
Lineage: Eukaryota; Metazoa; Arthropoda; Insecta; Hemiptera; Aphididae
Product: mediator of RNA polymerase II transcription subunit 17-like
Exons: 4
Coding region: 354-968 (204 amino acids)
Biological process (GO): regulation of transcription by RNA polymerase II
Cellular component (GO): core mediator complex; mediator complex
Molecular function (GO): transcription coregulator activity
Source: RefSeq, a predicted model, not a curated record
AAUUGUCGGUGUAUACUUUGAUUUUUUGUUUAGUUGCCUCGUCGCUUGCUAGUUUGCUCUAUUGAGCUGUGUUCGCAUCAUUUUUCUAAUUCACUCUAAUCCACUCAUCAAUCAUCAUUUCGAUAUUCAAAUCUAUAGAUACAGAAGUAAACUAGACUGAAACAGUCAAACUCGAUACGACUGUAAACUAGUACAGUAGUUGUCACUUAAUGUUCUUCUAAAAUGAAUGAAACUAUAAACGUUAAUUUUUUAUCUUAAAUGAAAUGACAAUUGAAACUUUUAUGAUUUAUUUAAAGUUUAAUUAGUAAUUCAGCUUUUUAAUAAUCUAAAUUGAUACCCGUAGAUUAUUUAUCAUGGCGUAUUCUACUAGUGUAAAUAUAAGUAUUGAAACUCAAGCCGAAAAUAUAAUCCAGGAAAUUUCAUACGAUGGACAGGAAAUCUAUCAACCGGCAUUGUCUAUGUCUGACAAUUUGUCAAAGCUUGCUCAAAGAAUUGACUUUAGUAAGGUUGACGAGGACACUAAACAACAAGAAGUGGAGAUCAAAAGUGAAGAAGAAUCCAAAGAGCCAUCUCCUAAUGCCCCUGUAUCUGGGUGGAUUGAUUCAGUAGUUGCGAAACUAAAGAGAGCAGCAACAGAGAUUUGUGUUAUAUCAGAUGUAUUAGCUGUUACAAAAGAAAAACGAUAUAUGAUACUUGAUCCAAUCCCUACUGAUUUAAUCGAAACCAAACCAAUGGCUCAAAUUUAUCUCCGCAAAAAGGCAUUAGCUAGUGCAUCAAAUAUAAUAAUGUCAGCUGUAGAUCGAUUAAGAAGUAGUCAGAAUGAAUUCAUAAGGAACAGAACAACCCCCGAUUUUCAUAUUGAGUUAUUAAGAUUACGACAAAAUUGGAGGUUAAAAAAAGUUUCUACAGCCAUUAUUGGCGACCUAAGUUAUAAAACAGGUAAUUUAAUGCAAAUUAAGUUAUUAUAAUUGUAAUAAAAGUAA